UAGCUGUCUUUGACAGACGCACAGUGCGAGGUGCGAGAUAAUAGUUCGUACAUCCAUCAUCCUGCGUGCGUGCUCUGAUACUUGUGAAUGUGUGUGGGUGAAUUGACUCGCGUCAAGUGCCAGUAGAACGUUUAGCCUUUAUACCCAUUUAGAAAGGUUUGAUUUACAAAGGUAUGGAAUCUGCGAGAAAGCAAGUUUUGAAUGAAGACAAAAGAAGAGGUAAAAAACGUCACUUGCGUCUGAAUGCAGUUCGAAAGAAAAGGAAAUGGAACAAAGGGAAAGUUUUACGUUUAGUUGACGGCAGGCUGCGUUACGUGAAAAACCAUGAAACAAGGUUUUCCAACUAUACUUCACAUGAGUCUUUCAGUACAUCCAAACACGCGGGGAAUAUAGAAAAUGCUGUUGAAAGGAAAACCCAGACAGACAGUGAGACUUGCUACAUAACGUUGUCUCCAGCAAGGUGUUCCACCUCUCCCGGCGAUACUGCUUCACAUUAUCAAGUAGACAUCGAUGGAGCAGGUUGUUCGUUUUGGACAAACGAAAUAUUGGCGACACCGCAGAAAGUCACAACUACUGAUUAUCCUACAGAAGAAUAUGAUGUUACUGGAAUAUUUUCAGACACGGAACAAGAGUCAAAAUCGGUCACAAGUGACUACGCUCAGCUUCUUGAAGGCGUGGAGAAACUUUCGUCACCAGCAUCUUCACCCGAACAAACCUCUCCUAAAAAAACUUUCAGCUCUGAAUCAUCAACCUUUCCGAUACAAGGCCGUCGACUGUUUGAUGUUGACUUUCUAUUCAAAGAAAUGUCGCGCAUCAGCCAACAUAACAAAGUGUUUCAGUGUUCGUUUGAAAAUAUGCGAUUAAUAAAAGAACAUAAAAAUGGAAUGAUAAGUAAAUUUGAUUUCAAGUGUAAUAUGUGUGGUACUGUUGAAUCUAUUUUCUCGGAGGACCCCCAAACAAAUAAAGUCAACUGUAACAUGGCAUGGGUGAACAGUAUGUUGUUAACGGGCCAAAGUUUUACACAGUUACAAGACAUAACUUCAACUUUGGAAAUGCCUUGCAUGGCCAAGGAGACUUUCAACAAAUGUCAAAAAUCCCUAUCUUCUGUUAUACACGAUGUCGCAUGUCAAAGUAUGGAAGCCGCUGGCAAAGAAGAAGCAAGAUUGGCAGUAGAAAAUGGCAGUGUGGAUGUCGACGGAGUUCCUCUCAUAGCAGUUGUCACUGAUGGAGCUUGGUGUAAACGAUCGUAUGGAAACAAAUAUGAUGCUCUUUCUGGGGUGGCUUGCAUAGUAGGAAAAGAAACAAAAAAAGUUAUCUUCGCAAGCACUAGGAAUCGAUACUGCUGCAUAUGUUCACGAGCAAACAGUAAAAAUGAGACGCCAAAGGACCACGUCUGUUUCAAAAAUUGGAACAAGUCUUCAAAUGCCAUGGAAUCUGACAUCAUAGUGGAAGGUUUCAAAUGCAGUGUUUCCACGCAUAACCUGAAAUAUCAUCAGCUGAUUGGUGAGUCACAAGGUGAUCAGUUAAUUUCAGAUGUUAUUAAUUAUUAUGUAUUUGUGUCGAUAGUAUAUUUUCGAAAUAAUUUCAAUGCCGUGUGGUAUUUAAUGUUUUUAUUUCUGACGUCGCACGUUUCAUAUGUUUUCAUACAAUGCUGCAUAUUGUAACGAACUGAAAUGUAGCACUUUUGUAACAGCUACUUCCUAAAUAUACAGAAAGGUAUUAGCUCUACAAUGUUUAUAAAUGUAACCUCGCGAAGAGUAGGUACUAAAUAUUGUGAACUAUAUGAAAAUAGUUAGCCUCAGAGCAGUAACCGAGCGCUCUGAUAUGCCUACAAGAAGAACGUGCAUAUGUGGCCAUUUCGAGUUAAAAAUGAUUUGGUAGUUUUCUGUAGGUAUUUUUCAGUGAGCCAUUGUAUGUAAGUGAAGGCUCAGCCAUAUGGUCCAAAUUUUACAAUCACCAAAAUUGAAUGUACUAACCACAUACUGCGAAAUUACCUUCGAAGGAUACGUUGUAUUGCUCAAAAGACGAAAAACGAAAUUGGUUCCGUUUCUCCUGUUCUACGAAAGGCUGUAUCUGACAAACAACUCCGCCUUCGAGCUGCAGUCACCGGAGCUGUGCAGCAUAGGCGUGCUCAAAAAGAGUUUCCAAUUCACAGAAAAAUUGAGGAGUUAAAACUUGACAUUUACAAUGGUCCAUUUCACGUAUUUGGUGACCACUCAGGAUGCGCAAUUAGAGGUUAUUUCUGUAGCGGAUUGAAAGAAAACGAGGAAAACCUUGUACCGCCUCUUCAAGAGGCAGGUAUAUGGUCAGAAAUAAUAGCAGCUCGAAACAUUGUUGCACAUCAUGCUGUAAGCCUUUUACAUAAUGUCAAUACUAAUACAGCAGAGUCUUUCAAUAAUGUGGUUUGCAAGCAUGUUUCAAGUAAACGAGUAAACUUUUGUUUGAGUGGUGGCUACCAAACAAGAAGCGAGCUCUCUGUAAUUUCUUUUAAUUCAGGUCCUCAAACACAGUCCUUUAUCCAUAAAGGUUUAACAAACAGUAGUCCUGGAAACAUCACUAAAGCUCACAUACAGCGCAAGGAACGUUCAUCAGAGAAAAGAAAGCUCAGGAGGCUGACAAACCCACAAACAUUUAAGCGCAGAAAGUUGUAUGUGACAGGUCCUGACAAGGAUUAUGGCUGUGUAGAACAACGCAUACCUGACAUGGAACCAGACGAAUAUGCAAGACAGACACAGGAAUUUCUCGCUAGUCUUUGUAAAACGGAUGAAGAACGAGAAAAUCUACAAAUCGCUACCAAAGGGCAAAAUGAUUCUGUUCUCUGGAAAUCAGAAAGAAUCAAGCGACUGACAGCAUCAAAUUUCGGUAGAAUCUGUAACAUGAAGAAAGCCACUAAGCGAGCAAAAUCCGUUGUCAAUAUAUUGUACAGUAGGUUUUCAGGGACGGAGGCCACAAGGUAUGGAUUGGAAAAUGAGCAUAGCGCCAUUCAGGAUUUUGAAGUGAACUUUGGUAAGAAGGUGGCUCGCUGUGGCUUAUUCGUCGAUAAGGAACACCCAUGGUUGGCAGCAACACCUGACGGUCUUGUUGGAGAUGAUGGUAUCCUUGAAGUAAAAUGUCCUGCCGUAGCUGCCAGAAUGUCUCCACAAGAAGCAGUGGAACAGAAAAAAGUAACAUUUUGUAACAUUGUGGAUGGUAAAAUGUUUCUGAAGAAAGGACAUGCUUACAUGUACCAAGUGCAGGGACAACUGCAUAUUACCAAUCGUAAGUACUGUUAUUUCGUCCUUUGGACACCACGUGGCUUACUAGUGCAACAAAUUGAAAGAGAGAACAGUUUCUGGAAAGAAAAAAUGAUCAACAAACUGACACAGUUUUACAUGACGUGCCUUCUACCGGAAAUAAUAGAUCCACGUUAUCCUAGGAAUAUGGAAAUCAGGGAACCUGAUAAUACACUGUAAACAAUUGAUGGACAAUAGCCUUACAUGUAAGCCAAAAUUACCACAAACAGUACAGGUAAAUUCCCAUUUUUAAAGAAGGAUAUUAAAAACAAAAAUGAUUUCAUAAAGAUUACAGUUAGGCCUAUAGAUUUUUGUUUUCUAGUCCAAUAAACAAUUGAAACAUAGAAAAUUGGCGUACUAGUUUGACGAAAGAUGUUUGAAAUGAUACAGUUAUACAGACAAGUGCCCAGUUGCCAGUUUCCGUGCCAACAGAAAAAAAAACCUUAUGUUUGUGUAUGCUGUGAAAUACUUAAAUCAAUAUAAUGUAACAGUGUAAUUGGCAUGCAGUGUCUUAUAACUUUGCACUUAGAUUAUAUUAUUAUGGGCCGUAUCUCAUUGUGAAUCGUUUUAAAAGAUAUACGUAAAAUGUUUGUUUCACUCUACAUGUUAUAUUGUGCGCUGAUAGUUUACUACUAGUAUCGAGCAGCUGUUUAUUUUUAUUUUUGGUUUUGAUGUAUUAACAUUAGUUUCAUUAUUUGUAUUUGCACCGUAUUAUUUAUCAAGAGUGUUCGAAACGAAAUAAUUUGUUAUACUGAAUCUGAAAUAGUUGUAUGAAUAUAUUUAUUUUUGUAUGUUUAAAUAUGUAAGGUGGGAUAUUUUUUUGUGUAAACAAUUAGUAUGUAUGUUCAGAGCUAUUGUAUUGUAGCUAUUGUCUCAACAGUUUCAAAACAUUAAGCCAGUUUUUUACCAUUUACUUAAGCUGAUUCAUGGUGACAACUGUCUUAUUUUGUGGUACAAAUUACAUAGAUGUAUAACCUGUAGUAAGAAUGAACAUAACAAUUCUCAUAGAUAUAAAAUGUAAAUAAAAUAUGUAAAUGUGGUAUUGUUGAAUGAGCAUUAGGUGUUGUGUGAAUAAUAUAUUUUGUUAUGAAUGUUGUAAUUUACAAGAAAGAUAUUUAUAUACAUAUGUUGUAAAAUAUACACAUAUCCAUACACACUUUGCAGCAAGUGAUUUCAUUACAUACCCUUCCAUUUUAUUUUGGCAUUUUGUAUACACUGCCAAAGGAAAAGUUUAAUUACGAUUUACUACCAAUCUGUACAAAGUGCCUACAAGAGGUUUACAUUUGUGGAUACAUGUGCCUCUGUAGUACAUUAUUAUUGUAAUAGUGAACGAAUAUUAAAUUCACACAUCUGGUACUUUAAAAUUAAGUAGGAAUAUGAAGAAAACAUACAUUAUAGUAUUUGUUACAUUAAGAAGGAUCACAAACACACAUGGUAUUACCCAUAUUAAAAUAAGAAUAAUAUAUAAAUACAUUAAGAUUAGAAACAUUACAGAGUUUACAUUACUUAAGACCGACGACAAUAAAUAGGGAUGUAGUACGUUGAGUAACAUUGUCAUAUAUUACAUGACAAAUUAAUCCUUUAGUACACUCACUAGGUCAUUGAAUAAUCUAAGACAAUCAUAAGAAUAAACUCAGGCAAUAUAGAAAGGCCUAUACGAGUACACAAACGAAUAAACAUUAGACUACUAGUUAACUUACAGUAGAACAAAAACUAAACAUGUCUUAAUUUUUUAUAAAAUAUUUCAUAAGUUUAUUUAUGACCCGCAGUGAAAUUUACAGUUUUUUUUGUCCUGAAAUAAAAUUGCAUUCGCUAUGUUCUUUCUAGACAUCGUUUUCCGCACUAUCUCUUAAAAAUUGUGAGCUGUAGCGCUAAGCAGCACACAGGCUGACGAACAUAUAAGAAUAAAUUUAGCCAAUCAGUGUACGCUAAUGCGUAGCAAGUUUAAUAGUUCAGUCGGUAAUAAUCUAAAUUAUUUGUUAUUAAAUGCAAUAGAAACAAAACGAUCUCAUUUGAUAGCAAAUGUAGAUAGUUGUUUUAAAGUACCACAAAUUUGAAACACCAUUUGUUAAUUCACAGCCAACCAUAUAAGGAGUGAGGCAAUCAUCGUUUACGUAACAUAUGAGAGGCUAAUAUUGAUAAUGGUGUAAGUCACUUAUAUUCCGAAGCACUAGUGUUACAUUAAAUAUGUUUCAUACGAAAGCCCCUCUAAAUUAUUUAAUAUUUAUUAACUUUCUCACAAUCAUUCAAGCACUUAGUUGGUUCUGUCUUUUAAAUAUCGUAACAAAUAAUUGUUUUGUUAAAAAUUGGUAAUGUGCCUUAUUCCACUAUCAUUCUAAGCCUUUCAUAUCAUUGCAUGCAGUUACGGCAUUCAUAAUAAAAGGCCACUUAUAUUUUCCGAGUUUGAAUAGGAAAAUAUAUCUUUAUUCGUUAACCAUUUUUACUAAAGCCUGUUCUACAGUGACACGGAACCGUAAGCAACGGAAACGCAUAACGGAAACUCAAACGCAAUCGCAAGAGUUGUGUUGCCAAUCUCAUGCCGAAGCGUUUCCGUGUCCGCUUGCGUCCACUGUUGCAAGUAUAUUAAAAUAUUCGUUUUUGUGCGUUCACUGUAGAACGGACCUAAUGAUUUAUAAGAACGGCUGAAAACAAUAGCGUCCGAAAUGAAAUAUGCUAGAUGUAUUUUACUGCAGAACAAUAAACGGCGAUUGUUUCAUCAGCUGCAAAAUAUUGCAUACAAACACAACUUUAAAAGCAACAGAGCAUUCGUUUAAUGGGUAAUAAUAAUUAUAUUAUAGUUUCUUCAUUUCAAAAGAAAGUAUCAUGGCAUAAAAAUAUCUUUCACGAUUCUCUGAAGUGUAAUCUGGCCUUAGUUCAGCGCGGAAAUCCUAAACAAUGACAUUCCGCCGCAUGCGCCAGCCAAGUGUCUCGAGGUGCCGGCUCGGUGCCGGGAAGCGGACACCACGUUCACUAUCUGCCUCGCGCCCUUUCCCCUGCCCCCGCACUCUCCCACCCAGGUGUCUGCUCGGCGGUCGGGUGGGGGAAGACACCAUCCCGCCUUUCGAGGGGCGGAAAGCCAUGGCGAGUAGUUCCAGCGUCUGCCGCGAUUCCUGCACGAAGAUGAGCCCGUCCAAGCGCGCGAAGUGAUUUUCCCACGGACAUAGGCGGCGCCCUUAA
Molecule: messenger RNA, 6449 nt
Organism: Bacillus rossius redtenbacheri
Lineage: Eukaryota; Metazoa; Arthropoda; Insecta; Phasmatodea; Bacillidae
Exons: 4
Coding region: 174-1664 (496 amino acids)
Source: RefSeq, a predicted model, not a curated record